Messenger RNA from Coregonus clupeaformis (lake whitefish), 5704 nucleotides. Its product is annotated as disco-interacting protein 2 homolog C-like. The coding region runs from base 301 to 5160 and encodes 1619 amino acids. The transcript has 37 exons. Lineage: Eukaryota; Metazoa; Chordata; Actinopteri; Salmoniformes; Salmonidae. The record is from RefSeq and is a predicted model, not a curated record.
AGUAGCUCCAAACAGCGCGAGUCUCAUCAUCAGCACCGCAUCCCCGGGCAAGCAGCCUCGAGACCCACCGAUCGACCCUCAGUGGUCCCUCAUCACAGAGACGAUAAUAACGGAGAGGAGGUAGACUAACGAGGCCAUGCCGGGGCCCCGGUAAACCGACAAAACAUAUUUUCUCUUUGUUCGCCUCGACGCACCGCUCGCUGCCUCCGAGGAGGAUCCGCGGAAUAGCUCUCUCUGCUGGAGUAGAGGAGGAGACUGCAACAGAGGGAGAACGGAUAGAUUUGUCUACCGUAUAACCUAAUGGCAGAGCGUGAGGCGUCGCCGUUACCACUGGAGGUUCGCGCCCGGCUGGCGGAGCUGGAGCUCGAGCUGUCAGAGGGUGACAUCACACAGAAGGGUUAUGAGAAGAAGCGGUCUAAGCUGAUCAGGGCGUACGUUCCUCAUCCUGGAGGAAUGGAGGGUAUGUCCCACCACCCCCUCUUCGGCCCCCCGUCUGCUGCUCGCUUCCACAGACGGCGCUCUUCUGGAACACGCGAUGAACGCUAUCGUUCAGACGUCCACAGUGAGGCGGUACAGGCAGUGUUAGCCAGACAUGUGGAGAGCAAGGUGGCAGUGCCCAUGCCCUCCAAACGACGAUCGCUGGUGGUACAGACAUCCAUGGACGCCUACACACCCCCAGGACUGUCCCCACUGUGCUCAGACUCUUCGUCGGGCUCGGAGGAAGAGGCGGGGCCAGGUGAUGACAUGCCGGGGAUGGAACAUUGGAUGACUCGCCCCGCCCACUUAGGUCCAGCUCACCUAGGCUCCACCUCCUCGUCCUCCUCGUCCACUCAGAGCGGCGGCAGCGGCAACGCAGGACGACUGGCUGACUCGCUCGCACACGCCCACCUCUCACACCCACACCUCUCACACCCACACCUGACCCAGUCACACCACGUGUCAGCUCACCACUCACAAACACACCACGGUAUAGGGCACCUGUCUCUGAAGCGUAAGCCAGCUCUGGGUGUGGCGGAGAACGGAGGCUCUCUCAGAAGAUCCUGUGAGUUCGGUUCUGAUAUGCUGUGGCCUCCACCACUGGAGUCUGACGAGAAUCACUCUGCUCCUCCUGAUGUAACUGGCUACUCAUCUGACUCCUCCCACUCCCACCCCCACUCCCACUCAGAGCGCCACAUAGGAACCAUCGCCCGAAACACGCAGAAGUACGGCAACGCUGAACGCAUGGAGACUGGAGACGGUGUCCCGGUCAGCAGUCGCGUAUCUGCUAAGAUCCAGCAGCUAGUGAACACUCUGAAAAUGCCUCGUAGACCUCCGCUCAGAGAGUUCUUCGUUGAUGACUUUGAAGAACUUCUAGAAGUCCAGCAACCAGAUCCCAAGCAGCGCCGUCCGGAGGGGGCAGAGAUGUUAGCAGUGAGAGGAGAGGCCCUGGGGGUGGUGACUAACUGGCCCCCCUCCCUGGAGGCUGCUCUCCAACGCUGGGGCACAAUUAGCCCUAAAGCCCCCUGUCUCACCAGCCUGGACACCACUGGCAAACCUCUAUAUGUACUCACAUAUGGGAAGCUAUGGUCUCGAAGUGUCAAGCUGGCCUUUAACAUCCUCCACAAGCUUGGCAGCAAGCAGGAGCCCAUGGUGCGACCAGGGGACAGAGUGGCACUGGUGUUUCCUAACAAUGACCCGGUGGCUUUCAUGGUGGCCUUCUACGGCUGCCUGCUGGCUGAGGUGGUCCCUGUACCCAUAGAGGUGCCCCUCACACGCAAGGAUGCUGGCAGCCAGCAGAUCGGGUUCCUAUUGGGUAGCUGUGGGGUUACCGUGGCGCUGACCAGUGAUGCUUGCCAUAAAGGCCUGCCCAAGAGUGCUACAGGAGAGAUACCACAGUUCAGAGGGUGGCCUAAGUUGCUGUGGUUUGUGACUGAGUCGAAGCAUCUCUCCAAGCCUCCCAGAGACUGGUUCCCUCACAUCAAAGAUGCAAACAGCGACACAGCAUAUAUAGAGUACAAGACGUGUAAGGAUGGGAGUGUUCUGGGAGUGACGGUGAUGAGGAUCGCUCUGCUAACUCACUGCCAAGCCCUCACACAGUCCUGUGGCUACACAGAAGCGGAGACCAUAGUGAAUGUUCUAGACUUUAAGAAGGAUGUGGGACUGUGGCACGGCAUCCUCACGAGCGUGAUGAAUAUGAUGCAUGUGAUCAGCGUUCCCUACUCUCUGAUGAAGGUCAACCCGUUGUCCUGGAUACAAAAGGUCUACCACUUUAAAGCCAAGGUAGCGUGUGUAAAGUCCAGGGACAUGCACUGGGCUCUGGUGGCCCACAGAGAGCAGAAGGACAUCAGCCUGAGUUCCCUCCGGAUGCUGCUGGUCGCCGACGGAUCUAACCCCUGGUCUAUCUCGUCCUGUGAUGCGUUCCUCAAUGUGUUCCAGAGUAAAGGCUUGAGGUCAGAGGUCAUCUGUCCCUGUGCCAGCUCCCCCGAGGCACUGACCGUUGCCAUCAGGAGGCCUGUGGAGGACAGUAGCCAGCCCCCAGGCCGAGGUGUUCUCUCCAUGCAGGGUCUGAGUUACAGUGUGGUCCGCGUCGACACGGAGGAACGACUGUCAGUCCUCACUGUGCAGGAUGUGGGCACUGUUAUGCCUGGAGCCCUGGUGUGUGUGGUGAAGCCAGACGGUGUGCCUCUCCUAUGUAAGACAGAUGAGAUCGGGGAGCUGUGUGUGUGUUCCGUCGCCACGGGAACUUCCUACUACGGACUGACAGGCGUGACCAAGAACACCUUCGAGGUGUUCCCUGUAGCGUCCGGUGGAGGUCUGGUCAGUGAGUAUGCGUUUGUCCGUACGGGGCUGCUGGGCUUCGUGGGUCCAGGUGGUCUGGUGUUUAUCUCUGGCAAGAUGGAUGGCCUCAUUGUGGUCAGCGGACGCAGACAUAAUGCUGAUGACAUCAUAGCCACCGCACUGGCCGUGGAGCCAAUGAAAUUCGUCUACAGGGGGAGGAUAGCAGUGUUCAGUGUGACCGUGCUGCGUGAUGAGCGUAUCGUGGUUGUAGCGGAGCAGAGACCAGACUCUACUGAGGAGGACAGCUUCCAGUGGAUGAGCCGCGUGCUUCAGGCAAUAGACAGUAUCCAUGGUGUGGGUGUGUUCUGCCUGGGGUUAGUUCCUGCCAACACCCUCCCUAAGACCCCCCUGGGGGGUAUACACCUGUCUGAGACCAAACAGCUGUACCUGGAGGGGGGGUUGCAUCCCUGUAACGUCCUCAUGUGUCCUCACACCUGUGUUACCAACCUGCCCAAACCACGACAGAAACAACCAGAGAUUGGUCCUGCCUCUGUGAUGGUGGGGAACCUGGUGUCUGGGAAGAGGAUCGCUAUGGCCAGCGGCAGAGACCUGGGGCAGACUGAUGACAAUGACCAGUUCCUGUUCCUGUCAGAGGUGCUGCAGUGGAGAUCUCAGACUACGCCUGAACACAUCCUCUACACAUUGCUUAGCUCCCGGGGAGCAGUGUCUAGCUCUCUGACGUGUCUUCAGCUCCAUAAGAGGGCAGAGAGAGUUGCUGCUCUGCUGCUGGAGAGAGGAGGACUACAGGAGGGAGACCACAUAGCACUGGUCUACCCACCAGGUAUAGACCUGAUUGCAGCGUUCUACGGUUGUCUGUACGCUGGCUGUGUUCCCAUCACAGUCCGACCGCCCCACCCACAGAACAUCUCAACCACCCUGCCCACGGUCAAGAUGAUCGUAGAGGUCAGUCGUUCGGCCUGUGUGAUGACCACAGCGGUCAUCUGUAAGCUGCUGCGGUCUAAGGAGGCGGUCGCCACAGUGGACAUCAGGAACUGGCCUCCCGUCCUGGACACAGAUGACCUGCCAAAGAAGAAGCCUCCAGCGCUGCAUAAGCCCUGUAACCCUGAAGCCCUGGCCUACCUGGACUUCAGUGUGUCCACUACUGGCAUGCUGGCUGGAGUACAGAUGUCCCAUAAUGCGGUGGGAGCGUUCUGUCGGUCGGUGAAGCUGCAGUGUGAACUGUAUCCCUCCAGAGAGGUAGCCAUCUGUCUCGACCCCUACUGCGGCCUGGGCUUCGUCCUCUGGUGUCUCUGCAGUGUAUACAGUGGCCAUCAGUCGAUCCUGAUCCCUCCAGUAGAGUUGGAGUCUAACCCAGCCCUGUGGCUGCUAGCUGUCAGCCAGCUCCGAGUCAGAGACACCUUCUGUUCCUACAGCGUCAUGGAGCUCUGCACUAAAGGACUGGGCCUGCAGACAGAGACACUGAAGGCGCGGGGUCUGGAUCUGUCCCGUGUGAGGGCGUGUGUUGUGGUAGCAGAGGAGAGACCCAGGAUGUCUCUAACACACUCCUUCUCCAAGCUGUUUAAAGACCUGGGCCUGCACCCCCGAUCUGUCAGCACAGCAUUCGGCUGUAGGGUCAACCUGGCUAUCUGUCUGCAGGGCACCUCCGGACCAGACCCUACUACAGUGUACGUGGACAUGAGAGCUCUGCGACAUGAUAGGGUGCGGUUGGUGGAGAGAGGUUCUCCUCACAGUCUCCCUCUCAUGGAGUCAGGAAAGAUCCUACCUGGUGUCCGCAUCAUCAUCGCCAACCCAGAGACCAAGGGACCACUUGGAGACUCCCACCUAGGAGAGAUCUGGGUGCACAGUGCCCAUAACGGCAGUGGAUAUUACAGUGGUUAUGGAGAGGAUGUCCUUCAGUCUGAUCACUUCACCUCCAGACUCAGCUUCGGAGACACAUCCACCAUCUGGGCUCGCACCGGAUACCUGGGCUUCUUACGACGUACUGAACUCACCGACGCCAGCGGAGAGAGACAUGAUGCUCUGUAUGUGGUGGGUGCGUUGGAGGAGGCCAUGGAGCUGAGGGGGAUGAGGUACCAUCCUAUAGACAUAGAGACCUCCGUCAUCAGGACGCACAAGAGCAUCAUGGAGUGUGCGGUGUUUCCCUGGACUAACCUGCUGGUAGUCGUAGUAGAACUAGAAGGUUCGGAGCAGGAAGCCCUGGACCUGGUUCCCAUGGUGACCAAGGCGGUGCUGGAGGAGCAUUACCUCAUCGUUGGGGUCGUCGUGGUAACGGACAUCGGGGUGAUCCCCAUCAACUCUCGUGGAGAGAAGCAGCGCAUGCACCUCCGAGACGGCUUCCUACAGGACCAGCUAGACCCCAUCUACGUGGCUUAUAACAUGUAACCCAUCCGCACCCAUCCCCCCCAUCCGCCCCAUCCAGGGGUGGACAUAAGAGAAGGGGUUUUGUGUGUUGUUCAUUUCAAAUCAAGACCUACUGUAUUUUUGAAUCUGCAUAUGGUCAUAUGGUGUGGUACCUGUUGUCUGUUCCUUUAGUUGUGCUGUAGUGGAGGUAUGGCUGUGUCUGCACCCCCGGUUAAACCCGACACCUAGACAGGAAGUCGCUGUACAAAGCCUUAGAGGAACACUGUGUACUGACUACACCACUGGUUGUUGUUGUUAGGAGUUAGGAGAGAGAGAAAAUAUCUCUGAACAUAUCUGUUUUCUUAAUGAAAUAGACAUAGAAAAUAACGUUAUUAAAGUAUAUUGUCAGAAAAAGACAGGGGGUUCAGAUUAGUGUAUAAAUAUAAAUAUUGUACAUAAACAUAAUGAUCUAUAUGGAGAGAACUAAAACAGAGAGGACUAGCCCUGUUACACAGGUGUGUGUGUGUGUGUGUGUGUGUGUGUGUGUGUGUGUGUGUGUGUGUGUGUGUGUGUGUGUGUGUGUGUG